AUGAAGGCGACAUCCAUGAAGGCCCUGGUGCUCGGCCUGGCCACUGCGUGCCUGCUGUUCGCGGCCGCCCACGCAAAGCCGAAGGACCAGGUCGGCACCGGCAUCAUCACGACCACCAGCGAGCUGAACGCCACGGCGGCGAUGGACAAGCUCAUGGAGAUAGUCACGGCGCGGGGGUUCGCCGUGGCAGUGCGUGUCAACCACGCGGCAGCUGCUGCCACUGUGGACAUGGACCUCCGCCCAACAGAGACCCUCAUCUUUGGAAACCCGGUAGCAGGCACACCCCUGAUGCAGGAGCAGCAGUCCAUAGCACUUGACCUGCCAUUGAAGUUGGCCGUGUGGCAAGAUGCAGACAACAAGACGAUCAUUGCGUACAAUGACCCAGAGUUCCUUGCAAGCCGGCACGGAAUCACUGAAAACAGCAUGCGAAUCAGUGCCCAAGCCGAUUUCCUCAAGAACGUCACUGCCGAAGCGGCUUCUUAG
Molecule: messenger RNA, 483 nt
Organism: Ostreobium quekettii
Lineage: Eukaryota; Viridiplantae; Chlorophyta; Ulvophyceae; Bryopsidales; Ostreobiaceae
Source: the annotation of a GenBank genome assembly